Molecule: messenger RNA, 1575 nt
Organism: Thyridium curvatum
Lineage: Eukaryota; Fungi; Ascomycota; Sordariomycetes; Thyridiales; Thyridiaceae
Exons: 5
Coding region: 1-1575 (524 amino acids)
Biological process (GO): carbohydrate transport; transmembrane transport
Cellular component (GO): membrane
Molecular function (GO): carbohydrate:proton symporter activity
Source: RefSeq, a predicted model, not a curated record
AUGUCUACCUCCGAGCCUCCUUCGAAGUAUGCCGCCGGGUCUGAACAUGUGUCCGCCCCAUUGCCGUCGCCAGACACCCUCGACCAAGAGCUCCAUCACCCCAAAGGAUGGCUCAAUUUGAGGCUAUUCUUUAGUCUCCUCAUUGUUGGGUGCUCCAUGUGCUUGUUUGGCUACGACAACAGCUUCGCGUCUCCCCUCAUGCAGCUGCCUCUAUUCAUUGAGAAAUACCAAGGCCCCGGCUUGACUUUCACUGCCAAGAAUCUAGACCUCCUCGUCCCGGUACCCCUCGUCGGAGCAGCCAUGGGCACCUUCGCUGCUAGUUUCGCCAUGAAGAAGUUCGGCAGAAAGAGGACUCUGAUUGCGUCCUAUGUUUUCCUCUGCAUCCCCGGCUCGUUUCUUCAAUUGUUUGCCCCAGACAUGGCCGCAAUGGUUGUAGGUCGAUUCUGGAACUACAUCGGCAUCAGUAUCAUGACUACAGUGGCGCCAUUGUAUCUUACAGAGCUCGUGCCCGCUCAUGUUCGCGGGCGAGCCGUCGGUUUCUGUGUCGCCGCCAUCGCGGCCGUGGGCAUCAUCGCGACGACCAUUGUAUGGGCCACGGAAAAGAUCAAUGAUCACAGACAGUACCAGAUCCCUCUGGCGAUCCAGGCCGCAUUCCCUUGCGGACUCGCCGUGGCGUCGCUCUUCCUCCCCGAGUCUCCGGUGUGGUACAUGAUACACCACAGGCCCGAUGACGCCCAUCGCGUCUUGUCAAGCGUUCGCGGUGACAAUCUCGACCUCGUCAACGCCGAGUUGCGGAUCCUCCAGAGGGCCCUUGAGGAAGAUGCCGCGAGAAGCGAGCAGGUGCACUUUUGGAGCAUUCUCGACCAGCAGAACCUCAAGCGUACCGUGACUGCAGGUGCCCUCCUGAGCUCUGGUCAGGUCGGUGGCCAGAUUCUGGUGGGAACCUACGCCACCGUCAUGCUGGUGCAGAGCGGAGUCGGCAAUCCGUUCCAGAUCACUAUCAUCAUCAGCUGCACGAAUUUCUUGGGGACGCUCAUCGGACCGUAUCUCGUGGACAAGGUCGGCCGCAGGCCCGUGGCGCUCGUGGGUUUUGCCAUUCUGUUGAUUCUCAACCUUGCUGCCGGAUCGCUGGCUGCCGCUGGUCUCACGACCGAGAGCCGACAGCUGGGCCUCGCCUCGGUCAUGAUCAUUUUUGCAUUCUUCAACUCGGCCUCGUUCCAAUCUUUGAGCUUUGUCUUGCCGACUGAAGUCGCGAGGCCUGCCCUCCGCGAGCCUACCAUGGCCUGGGCAGCGUUCUGGUCCUACACCACGGCCGUGAUCACCACCUUUGCCGUCCCGCAGAUCAUGAGCCCUGAUGCCGCCAAUCUCGGUGCCAAGACGGCCUACAUCUUUGCUGGCUGCCUUGUCGUGACCAUCAUCUGGACGUACUUCUUCAUCCCCGAGACGGCAAACCGUACGCUGGCCGAGAUUGAGGAGAUGUACAGCAUCGGCUUGCCUAUGUCUAAAUGGAGAGGCUAUAAAUGCAGCGUUGUGGCCGACGUCAGUGCACAGUAUGGGGAGAACAAAACUGUGUAA